Chenopodium quinoa (quinoa) is the source of this 1727-nucleotide messenger RNA. Its product is annotated as 15-cis-zeta-carotene isomerase, chloroplastic-like. The coding region runs from base 38 to 1225 and encodes 395 amino acids. Gene Ontology annotation, cellular component: chloroplast. Gene Ontology annotation, molecular function: 9,15,9'-tri-cis-zeta-carotene isomerase activity. The transcript has 4 exons. The record is from RefSeq and is a predicted model, not a curated record. NCBI's taxonomy places the organism in Eukaryota, Viridiplantae, Streptophyta, Magnoliopsida, Caryophyllales, Amaranthaceae. Gene Ontology annotation, biological process: carotene biosynthetic process.
UCAGAAAUUUGACCAAUUUUUUUAGGAGCCAAAAUCUAUGAACAACUCAGUACCAUUCUUUAAUUACCACUUUCCUACAAAACAAACUCACAAACAUCUCUUCUAUUCUCUUCCUCCAUCAAUGGCGUCCUCACUUUUACUAUCACUCCCCUUUCUCUCUCCUCAUCCUCGAAACCCUAAACCCCCAAUUUCCAUUUCGAAACCCUUAAUUUCUCUUUCCUCUCCCUCAAUUCCCCACAAAUUCAGUAUCCCAAUCCACGUCACCCCAAAACCUCUGCAAUUCCGACAUCGGAGUCGGAGGUUACUUGUCGGGAAUUCCAUCGGAGGAUCCGAUGAAGAUUCCGAUGAUGUUCUUGUCGGAGAAGAUGCCGCAGUUUUCGAGCUGAGCAACCAGAAGCUUACUUCUUGGGUUUACUUCACUGUAAUUUUGGGUGUUGUGUUGUUCGCCCUUAAUUAUCUUUGGAUUGAUAAUUCUACUGGGUUUGGCAAGUAUUUCAUUGAUGCUCUUGAGAGUGUCUUCCAAAGCCCUGAGGUCGUGCUGCUGAGCCUCAUAGUCAUUUUUGCUUCUGUUCAUAGUGGAUUGGCUAGUUUUAGGAAUGUGGGUGAGAAAAUUAUAGGGGAACGUGCCUUCCGUAUCCUAUUUGCAGGAGUAUCACUUCCAUUAGCUGUUAGCACUGUGGUUUAUUUCAUAAACCACAGAUAUGACGGGAUACAAUUAUGGCAGCUCCAAAGUGUUCCUGGAGUACAUCAGCUUGUGUGGUUAUCUUCUUUCAUCUCCUUCCUUUUCCUCUAUCCUUCAACUUUUAAUUUGCUGGAAGUAGCAGCAGUUGACAAGCCCAAAUUGCACCUUUGGGAAACAGGAAUCAUGAGAAUUACUCGCCAUCCACAGAUGGUUGGACAGGCAAUCUGGUGUCUGGCUCACACUGUUUGGAUUGGGAACUCUGUGGCAGUUGCUGCCUCCAUUGGCUUGAUUGGACAUCAUUUAUUUGGCGUUUGGAAUGGGGAUAGAAGGUUAUCUUUACGUUAUGGGGAUGCUUUUGAGAUUGUGAAGAAACGAACAAGUGUAGUUCCAUUUGCUGCUAUAAUUGAUGGACGUCAAAGGUUGCCAAAAGAUUACUACAAAGAAUUUAUUCGGGUGCCAUAUAUAGCAGUGACUGUAGUCACCCUGGGUGCUUAUUUUGCUCACCCACUUAUGCAGUCAGCCAGUUUUCGACUUCACUGGUAGGAAUUACUGGGAAAUUUUCAAUGAACAGGUGAGUAGGUGGCAAUACUUGGUGUGACCACAGGUUCUUGACCAGACAAGGCAUUUAAAGAGAGAGAUUUGCUGUUUAUAUCUGCAUACACCACCUUUCUUGGGCUCAAACAGAGUAUUGCAGCAAGUUUCUUUGGGUGAAUUGCUAGCUUGCACUAAAGAGAAAUGUUGAAGACUUGACUUGCAUCUGAGGAGAACUGGGUAUGAUAAUUCACAAAUUUUUAAAGGAUGAUGCAGCAACUGUUUGCCUUCCAUUGCAGCUUAAGGUGGUGCGUCCCUGAUUCCCUUUAAUUUUCAGUUGUCACAGAGAAAAAUUGUGUAGCCUUAACAUUGUAUUUAAUUGUAUUUUGUAAUUUCUAGGUAAAAUAGUCGCAAUUUUCACCAAAAAAGAAAGUCAUGAUUUUAGUAUAUGAUCCUAGUUUGUGUAAUUAAUAGCCGAGGAAAGAAAUAAAAAAUCAUUAAUUUUGGUGUUGAA